AUGGGAAAGGAAAUUGAUCCGGCCGAUAUAGGUAAGCAUCCGGACCUGAUAAAAAAGGCCCAGGCGGACAUUGCCUCCUGUGAUGUGCUGGUGUGUGGACGGUGCCACUCCGUGUUUCAUCUGAUCGAGCUGUUCCGGGAGCACAAGGAAAAUGAACCGGACUGCAAACGGGCGUCUUCGUCGACGCUGCACGAUUGUGAUGAGGCACAGGCGAAGGUGUGGGCCUUUCUGCUCUGGAAGUCCGGCCAGCGAAACGCCACCGGUGAUGAGAAAACGGACGGCUCGAACAACUCGUGGAAGCUGUACCAGACGUGGGUUAAACUUGAAGAAUCCGUUCGCGAUACAUGGAUUGUUGCGGGUAAAACCAUCCAGUCGUUUUCAAAGACCGGUGCGGGCAACCUACAGGAAAUGCCGGUAAAAAUUACUAAAACGAUCGUAGAAACUGGAAAUGAUAUGCAAGAUAAAAAACCGGGAAUGGUGAAUGCUCAGAAUCGUUUCGCACCCAUGGUGCGUAAACCAGGCGAUAUCAAACCGAACAUCAUAGGAAGCGCGGUGGAUCCGAAGACACGCGUCGUCGUUGGUGCUGCGAUGGGUGGUGUCAAAAAACCCGAUGGCGCAAAACCCGGCACGACAUUGACGCCUGCACGUCGCUCCUUUGCAACGCGCACGCACCCGAAGACGGGUGUGUUCUCGGAGGAAGAGGUGGAGAAGAUUUUGGCCAAACGGUUCAGUCCCAUCAUCAAGAUGCACGAGUAUCUGGUGAAGUGGGCCAAGAUGACGAACGAUCACAAUACCUGGGAGCCGUUGACGCAUCUAAACACGGCCCAAAGCAUCCUGGAACACUUCGAAGUGCAGCUGGCCAAACAGAAAGAGCAACGAGCGGCCACGGCUGCUCGAGCACUGCAGCAGCAGCGUCUGGAAAGGGCUAAACCCGCUGGUGCAACGGCUGCAGGUGGAACCGGUGCUGGCACGACAACCGCUGGCGCGAACACUUCACCAACCGCUUCGACUGCCAGCCAGCUGCGACCGAUACGCAACUCGAAGGCCAGUGCGCUCGACAGGGUGAAGCUUUGGACCGCCGGUAGCCGAUCGCCGGGUGACGAGGAGACGGGCCAGGCGGGGAAACGCAAGCUUGACGAAGGCGAAUCCGAUGGGUUGAACGUGGGUAGUGACCAAGAUUCGAUGGACGCGGCAAAGAAGCCACGGACAGAGCUUGGCGUCAACGAAGCGCUGAACAAGGUAUCGCAGAGUGGGAACGUAAAGAUAGUGUCCAUGGCCGGUGGUGUCAAAUCUUCUGCUUUCGCUGGAGCCACCGUAAACGGGACGGUUUCUUCGCCGAAGGACAGCAAUGCGGCGGAGGUGGUUAUACUUAAAUCACCGAAGGAUGGUGUGUCGAGUGGCAUUAGUAAGAAACCGCCCGGGCUGGUCGCGGGCAGCCCAGUCACGAACCGGCUGUCACCGCGCGGCGAAGCGAAGGUGAAGAUAGUGCCAAAGUCGGACCCGGGGGGCAUGCAUGGAAUAUUCAAGAUCAAAACGGAAUCCACCAAUUCUUCUCCACAGAGCUCGCCCCAUGCGGCAGCCAGCGCAGCGGGUCCGACGAUCCUUGCCACCUCGACGACACCCGCGGCGCGUGCCAUCACAAUCCAGGCCCCGUCUUCGACGACCGAUGCUUCGGGUGUAACGACACGCUUUAUACGCCGUAACGUCGACGGUACUGAGCAGCUCGUCAAGCAGACGAUCCGCAAGGCCACAAAGUUCAUCCCCAGUACGCCCGCGCACCAGCGGCAAGCGAUAGUGGGGGGCAAAUUCGCGACUACGGGUGCACCCGUUCCCAAGAUUACGACAACCUCUGCCGUCGGUCAGCAGCGCACCACGCUAUCGCCCCGCGUCAUCACCUCGACUCAACCAAAAGUGAUGACCAGUAAGGUUGGAACUCCCGGUGCGACCAGCACGCCAGGUACGGUUGUGCGAACGUCGACAAUUACGCGGCCAGGAUCCGUCUCAUCGGAGCAGAAGAUAAAUGCACUGCGCAAGCAAGGUCUGAACGUGGUCAAGAGAGUCGUCACAACGUCCACGGUGGCGGGCGGUAAAAAGCCGGCUACCGAGGACGACGAAGGUGAGACCGAAAGCUUUUCCUCCUCAAACCUGCAAUUGUCCACUCCCUCGAGCCCGCCGCGUGCUAUGACAUUGUGUCCGGUGACGGGGAAAGUGCUAUCGCAGGCGGAAGGAGAACCCACUCCAGUUCCCAGUCCCGAAGCGGAACCGGAGGACAAGAAGGCGCUCGUCAAAAAAGAGCAGAGCGAGCAGCCGGGUGCAGAUGGUACGUCGAGCGAUCAGCAAUUGAUGGUGGCCGGUGGUGAGCAGACGGACACACAGGUCCAGCAGCUGUUAACGAACGAGGACGGUUCGCCAAUUAUUGUUGCGGGUGAGGACGGUACGUUGUACCAGGUGGCAGGCAAGAACGCCGAAGGACAAACCAUACUUAUCGCGCAAGGUGCCGACGGAGAGCAGAGCUGCGUGUUGGUGGCUUCGCAGGAAGGCGAAGAGGAUGCGACGGCAGCCGGUACAGGUGUUCUGACGUUGGAUGCCGCGGUUUCGGAGGCCGUUUCCGUCCCUCAAGAGGGACCACAAUUAACAGAAGAGCAGGCAGCCCAGUAUCAGCAGACGGUUGAUACUAAUCAGCAGCUCACAAUUCAAACCGACGACUCGCAAGACGGUCAAAUUACGGCCGAAGUCGUACAAGCCGAUCAGCCAUCUCCGGGUGGUACUCGACGUGUUGUUUUGCUUCUACCUGAUGGUAGCUUUAUGAUGACGGAGGUUAACGAAGAACAGUAUCAAUCGCUGAACCUGGUCAAUUGAUCUGGGUCACAGUAAAGGCGCUAGGUGGAAUAUAUUUAAGGAGUUUUAUCAAAUUGCUUUACAUAGGCUUGAGCAUCUUCGAUCAGUACGACCCCAGUACCGUUCCUUCGUCGGCCCUGGAGGAAGAUGGGGAAUAGUUAUAUAAAUAUAGAACUUUGUAUCAUAAGACAUCAGGUAGAUGAUAAUUUUAUCCUUUUGUAAAAUAGGAAUUAAUUCCUAUCGGAGUUGCCUAACGGUCUCGGAAAGCCAAUUGAAUACUGGCUUCUGACGCGGCUGGUUGACAAUACCAAUCUUAAAAGCUCAACUUUCUUCGAAGUAGUAGAUUUAAUUUUAAUGCUAUUGAAUAAAUUGCCUCAAUUGACUGGGCGUCUCAAUUGACAGGAUUGUAAAUUAAGCUAACAUUAGAGCAAAAACUUAGUGGAAGAUCCUUUUGCAGCCAUUAUUCGCAACACAAACGAAUAAUUUAAGUUUCGCGUUAGCCAAAGCUCAAUGUUCAUUUAACAGAAAAUAAAAAUUCCUAUUUUGUCUUGACUACAAACAUUUCGCUGUUUUCAAACUCGCGAUUGUUAUAAAUAAGUAGUUAACGAGUAUAACAGGAUUUAAAUGAUAAAUACAAAGCUAG
Anopheles nili is the source of this 3481-nucleotide messenger RNA. RefSeq names its product mucin-19 (gene Chro). The transcript has 5 exons. Bases 1 to 2859 code for a protein of 952 amino acids. Gene Ontology annotation, cellular component: pericentric heterochromatin. NCBI's taxonomy places the organism in Eukaryota, Metazoa, Arthropoda, Insecta, Diptera, Culicidae. Gene Ontology annotation, biological process: chromatin organization; negative regulation of transcription by RNA polymerase II. Gene Ontology annotation, molecular function: chromatin binding. The record is from RefSeq and is a predicted model, not a curated record.